Molecule: messenger RNA, 699 nt
Organism: Ctenocephalides felis (cat flea)
Lineage: Eukaryota; Metazoa; Arthropoda; Insecta; Siphonaptera; Pulicidae
Product: neurogenic protein big brain-like
Exons: 3
Coding region: 100-699 (199 amino acids)
Biological process (GO): transmembrane transport
Cellular component (GO): plasma membrane
Molecular function (GO): water channel activity
Source: RefSeq, a predicted model, not a curated record
AAACGUGCUCAAUCAAAUAAAGGAACAGUCGCGCACGAGUGCAGUGUAUACAAGUGCAUAAAAUUAUAAAUUUUUCUUACAUCUGUGAUUAAUUUUUCUAUGAUGGGCGACGAAAGUUUAAGUUUUCCAGACGAUGUUUUGGACCAACAUAUCGUGACUUUGUUCGAACGUUUGGAAGGCCUAAGGCGAUCUCAAACCAAUAAAGAAGCCAGGCCGCUUAUGCAACUGGAAAUCCGUUCGUUGGAAUUUUGGCGUGCCAUUUUCGCUGAAUGCGUUGGUUCUUUCUUUUAUGUGUUUAUCGUGUGCGGGGCGGCAGCGGGCGCGGGACUCGGAGCUUCGACGUCCGCGGUCCUUCUGGCCUCCGCUCUGGCUUCGGGCCUGGCGAUGGGUAUGCUGACCCAUAGUUUGUCACAUAUUUCGGGUGCCCACGUGAAUCCCGCCGUGACUGUCGGUAUGGCGAUAACGCGGGCGAUUUCGCCCCUUAGAGCUUUAAUGUACGCGGUCGCUCAAUGCGGUGGCGGAAUAGCGGGAGCUGCACUUCUUUACAGGUUAAUACAAGAUACAAACGUCGAACAAUUGAAUGGGCAACAAAAGGAAUUGCUCGCAUUAGGAAUUGUACCACAUCAUCUGCCUUUCUCUCAUGCCCUAUCUAAAAGAGUUGAGAAACCUCGAGGUGACUUCAGCAAAAUCGCCGAAUGA